This is a messenger RNA of Plasmodium gallinaceum, 1581 nucleotides long. Its product is annotated as conserved Plasmodium membrane protein, unknown function. Bases 1 to 1581 code for a protein of 526 amino acids. The record is from RefSeq and is a predicted model, not a curated record. Lineage: Eukaryota; Apicomplexa; Aconoidasida; Haemosporida; Plasmodiidae. The transcript has 6 exons.
AUGAUUUUCUUGGGAUUAAAUAGUGAUUACAAUGCUCGAAUAAAUUUAAAAAUAAAAUUUAUUGUAAAAUCAAUAAUAAAAGUUUUAGCUAAGCAUUUAGUCUUAAUAAGUAUUUUAAAUUUAAUUAUAUCACUAUGUUAUAACUAUAUUAUAAACAGAGACAGUAAUAACCAGUUAAAUAUCGUAGCACAUUUACUAAGAGGAACAUUUGUUAGUUCUAUACCAUCGUGUUUAACCCUAUCAUUAUUAAUAUUUUUUAAAGAACAAAGUCUAAAUAAUUAUAAAUAUAAAGAAUGGAAUUUAUUGAAUAUAUUAUGUGUAAUAUUAACUUUUUAUAGUAUACUUUAUACAAAAAUAAUUUUUUCAAAGGAAUAUGGGAAUAAUAUAUAUGAUAUUAUAUAUGUAGCAGCUAUAUCGUAUAUACUACAAAAAAGAUUUAAUGAUAGAAAAUCAAAUAUUCAUGAUUUCCAGCAUUAUAUGAAUACAGAAAAUAAAAAUAUAAUUGAACUAAUUCAAAAGGGAAUAAUAUUAAAUAUAAUACCAUUUUUUUUCUCAUAUAUAUUGAGUUUUGUUGUUGAUAUAUUAUUAACAGUAAUUAAUAGUGUUACUUUUAAUAUUCUUAUAAAUAUAUUGACUCAUCCCUUUGAUGUUAUAUUGAGUUUACCCAAAAUAUAUAAUUUAUCAAAUAUUUAUGUUAUUACCAACUUCUCUUAUUGUUUUUCUAUAUUUUCAUCAAUAUGGAUAACAACUAUAUUAGAAUAUCAUUUUAUAAUUUUUAAUUUUUUAUUCAAUAAAUAUGAUUGUAAAGUUCUUACAUCAUUGAAUAAAUUCCCAAUGCAUAAUGAAUCUUCUUAUCAUGAUGAAUUUUUUGUUGUAAGUUGUAUAUAUAACUAUUUAAAAGAUGUAAGUUAUAAAAUUAAGGUAAAUAAUAUUGAGAUAACAAAUAUGGACAAAAAAACAAAGUUAAAAUUAUUAUUAUUUAAAAAAUUAAUUUUGAUUAAUGCAAGUUUAAAAUAUAAAGAUGAGUUAAAUAUACUAAGUCAUUUAUGUAACCCUAUAAAUACAAUGUUAUUUGAAGAUACAAAAUUUUGGAAUUCUUAUAUUGAUUCCUGUACAUUAUGUAUAGAAGAUUUAAUUGACCAAUUAAAAAAAUAUAUAAAUAUUUUAAACCAUGAUCAAACUAUUUAUUCCUAUGAAGAAAAGUUAGAAAUAAAAGGUGUAUUAGAAAAACACAGAAUAAAUAAAUUAAAAGAUACUAUUAUAUUAACAUGUGUAUAUUUAAAAGGAGUUGCUUUAUGGUCUAUUGCAAUAAGCAUUAUUUGUAAAAAUGUUAUAGUAUCAGUUAUUAGAAAGUUAUCAUCAAUUAUAGUUUCUUUAUCAUAUGUUUUAUUUGAUUUUUUAAAUUUCAUCAAAAUAAAUGAAUUAUAUGAUCCAUUACACCACCUCCUUUAUGAAAUGAAUUCUAUUGUAGAUAUUUUUAAAUUUUAUAAAGAUGACAUUUUAGAUAACAAAUAUCAAUAUUCCUAUAAUUUAUAUAAAGGCUUAUCAUAUUUAUUUAGAAAUAAAUCGUUAAAAUACUAA